Molecule: messenger RNA, 873 nt
Organism: Juglans regia (Persian walnut)
Lineage: Eukaryota; Viridiplantae; Streptophyta; Magnoliopsida; Fagales; Juglandaceae
Product: barwin-like
Exons: 2
Coding region: 84-713 (209 amino acids)
Biological process (GO): defense response to fungus; defense response to bacterium
Molecular function (GO): RNA nuclease activity; chitin binding
Source: RefSeq, a predicted model, not a curated record
AGGGUGUUUACGUGAUUAUCCUGCUAACCUCCUCCCUAUAAACUCAAGCAUUCUCGAGUCAUGCAACUCUAAACACGAACACAAUGGACAGGAUUAGCGUAUGUUUGAUGAUCUUCUCUCUCUGCCUGCUUGCUACUGCCGCUGCCCAACAGUGUGGAAGACAAGCCGGUGGCAGAACAUGUCCCAACAAUCUUUGUUGUAGCCAGUUUGGUUAUUGUGGGACAACUGAUGACUAUUGCUCACCCUCCAAAAACUGUCAGAGCAAUUGUCAAUCGGGCGGUGGUGGUGGCGGGGGCGGGGGCGGGGGCGGGGGGCAGAGUGCCUCUAAUGUGAGAACAACGUACCACUUCUACAAUCCUGAGCAGAAUGGUUGGAACUAUAACGCUGUUAGUGCAUAUUGCUCAACAUGGGAUGCCAACAAGCCGUUGGCAUGGCGCAAGAAGUAUGGUUGGACUGCCUUUUGUGGACCGGUUGGGCCUCGUGGGCAAGCCGCUUGUGGCAAGUGCCUGAGGGUCACAAACAGCAGGACAGGAGCACAGACAACAGUGAGAAUUGUAGAUCAAUGCAGCAAUGGAGGUCUAGAUCUGGAUGCAGGAGUGUUUAAAAAACUAGACACUGAUGGAAGAGGAUAUGCCCAGGGCCACCUUAUGGUUAACUACCAGUUUGUGAACUGCGGAAAUUCGUUGGUUGAAGCACUAUUCAAUUUGUUUUGAUGUACAAGCAUGAUCAUUCGUAAUAACCAAAUCACUUCUGACAUUAAAUAAAGAUUGCCAUUUGUCAGAGAGAAAUCGGCACUUGGCCUCUCUUUUUGGUUUUUUUUUUUUCCUGCCCACUUUUAAAUGAAAUUCAUGCAUAGAUCUGAGCCUUAUUUGA